Syngnathoides biaculeatus (alligator pipefish) is the source of this 1989-nucleotide messenger RNA. It is a transcript of the gene tbc1d19, whose product is annotated as TBC1 domain family, member 19. The record is from RefSeq and is a predicted model, not a curated record. Bases 19 to 1761 code for a protein of 580 amino acids. The transcript has 22 exons. Lineage: Eukaryota; Metazoa; Chordata; Actinopteri; Syngnathiformes; Syngnathidae.
UUUGAGUCAAGAGUCCAAAUGCUGUGCAAAUGUGGCAGCCCGUGUGAUGCCCCCACCAGUUCUGGGACAACACUGAAAUCCACCUCAGACCACUUCCGGCGGCAGCAGCGAGCGAAUGCUGGUCAAGCUGAUGUACGAGCUCCCUUUCGGUCGUCAAAGUCGUCGCGGCUGCCUGACGGAAACAUGGACGAAGACGGAGACUUGUCUGCGACUAUUGCUCAGCUCGCCCGACGCCUGAAGAGAAGCCAUUUGCACGCUGAAAUGGAGCGACAAGCUCGGGAGUGUUUGCAUCAGCCCGAGAUCCAACUGGACACUCUCAAGGAGGACGUGCGCAAUUUCCUCAGAAUCUCAGGCUGGGAAAGGAUGCUCCAGAAUGCAGUACAUCGGGAAUUACAUGUCGGCGGGCUGCCGCCGAGCCUCCUGACGGCCCCCCCGGAGCACCUAAAAGAGCCUUUAGCCUACAUGCGCAAAGCCCAGGUCAGCUGGGAACGGCGCAUCUUGAAAAGUCUGAACAGCAUGAGCACGGAGCUGGCAGUCCCCCUGGCCCGAAUGAGGCCCGCACUCGAGCGACAGGAGCUUAGCAACAAAUGGAACGAGAUGGGCACGGAUGAGCCAGACUUGAGCCGCUUCAGGCCCGUCUACGCCCCCAAAGACUUCCUGGAGGUGAUCGUCGCCCUGCGCAGCCCCAACCACCACUGCGGCGGCGAGGAUGUCGGCGCCAAGAGCCACUGGGGCCUUGUCCGGGUCCCCCUGGAUGUCAAGGACGUGGCCCAGCUGAGAGGAGCCUACGCGGAGCUGAGCCUCGCCGCUGGGCAGCUGGGGGUCGACGACAACGCCCACAUCCAUCCAGAUUUGUUUGAAAACGACUACGUUGACAUCGGGAAGAGAGCGCUCGCCGAGCGGGACAGUGCUGCGGCGCAGCAGUACAGCCGGCGGGGCUGCCCCACCGGGCUCCGGGCGGACCUCUGGGCCCUCAUCCUGAACUCUGUCAACCACUCGCAGGACGUGAUGCAUUAUGAGCAGCUGAAGGCGGGAGUCCUCCAACAUGACCUGCUGGUGGACAACCUCAUCUACAAGGAUGUGAAGCUAACAGCCAGUAACGACGACUACUACUUUGUCUUCGAAGACUUCCUCUACCAGGUGCUGCUGUGCUUCUCCCGGGACGCCGCCGUCUUGGAGCACUUCAAGUACAACAGCGCCACUCCGCCCAAGUCCUACAUCCGAGGGAAGGAAGGAGAUGAGGACUGCGCCGUCUUUUAUCCUCCCAACGGUGUGGUCCCGUUCCACGGCUUCUCGAUGUACGUGGCCCCGCUGUGCUUCCUGUAUAACGAGCCGUCCAAGCUGUACAGCGUCUUCCGGGAGAUGUACAUCCGCUACUUCUUCCGACUGCACUCCGUCUCUUCAGCGUGCUCGGGCAUCGUGUCUCUGUGCCUGCUUUUCGAGCGGCUCCUGCAAACUCACCUGCCGCAGCUCUUCUACCACCUUCGACAGAUCGGCGCUCAGCCGUUGCGAAUCGCAUUUAAGUGGAUGGUCCGAGCAUUUUCAGGCUAUCUUUGCACUGACCAGCUGCUUUUUCUUUGGGACCGAAUCCUGGGCUAUGACACACUGGAGCUGAUCGCAGUCCUGGCAGCCGCCAUCUUCGCCUUUCGGGCUGAGAACCUGAUGGAAGUGACGUCUCUGGCUUCAGCCGAGGCUGUCCUCGCUGACCUUUCAACCCUGAAAGUCGUGCCGCUCAUCCAGCUCUUCCUGUUUGCCGGCUAGCCGAACGUCCCGGCUCGCGACAACCAAGUAAACGUCACCCAACUCUUUACUUGUUGACGUGUCGCAACGCAUUUCGUUUCUGCCACUGAAAGAAGUAUGAAAAAUGAUGCGACUGAUUAAAUGCUGUGCCACACAGAGUGGCUCCAACUAUUUGAAAACAAUUCAGUUCUUUCAUUUUGUAAAAAUGCAAUCAUUUUCAUCUUUUUUAUAAACCGUUUACAUUCCAUU